Molecule: messenger RNA, 1633 nt
Organism: Panicum virgatum (switchgrass)
Lineage: Eukaryota; Viridiplantae; Streptophyta; Magnoliopsida; Poales; Poaceae
Product: metacaspase-6-like
Exons: 3
Coding region: 165-1439 (424 amino acids)
Biological process (GO): proteolysis
Molecular function (GO): cysteine-type endopeptidase activity
Source: RefSeq, a predicted model, not a curated record
AGCACUCAGGAGCUCCACCAGCCCAGCUUGACUGAGGUGCCAGGCAAGAACGCCAAUCGGGCAGGUCGUCGCCACCGUACCAACCAAGCGCGUGGCCGAACGCCGACGCCGCCGCCGCCGCCCCCGUCGAACGUGCCGACGGAAGCGCGUGGCCGGCGGCGACGAUGGGGCAGAAGCGCGCGGUGCUGGUGGGCAUCAACUACCCGGGCACGGACGGGGAGCUCAAGGGCUGCCUCAACGACGUGGCCCGCAUGCGCCGCUGCCUGGUGGACCGCUUCGGCUUCGACGAGGGCGGCAUCCGCGUGCUCGCCGACGCCGACCCGUCCACGCCGCCGCCCACGGGGGCCAACAUCCGGCGGGAGCUCGAGCGCCUCGUGGCGGGGCCGCGCGCCGGCGACACGCUCUUCUUCCACUACAGCGGCCACGGCCUGCAGCCAGGGCUGCCCGCCGAGACCGGGGACGACGACGACACCGGGUACGACGAGUGCAUCGUGCCCUGCGACCUCAACCUCAUCAAAGAUCAAGACUUCACGGAACUCGUGGCGAAGGUCCCCGACGGCUGCCUCUUCACCAUGGUCUCGGACUCGUGCCACAGCGGCGGCCUGAUCGACAAGACCAAGGAGCAGAUCGGGAACAGCACCAAGCAGAACAAGAAGAACCAGCAGCACCGGGCCGGAGACACGAAGCCUCCAUCCGCUUCCGGAACCUGCACCUGCUCCUGCUCCUCCCUCCUGCGGAUCAUCCGUGGCGCGGUCGAGUCCCUGGGCGUCCACCUCCCCUGCCAUGGCCGCCGCCAUGGCCACAAGCAGAGCACCCAAACCGGCGGCAAGGAGACGGACGCGAAGACGGAGGCCGAGCCGUCCACGAUCGCCAGCGCCACCACCACCAGCAGCCGGUCGCUGCCGCUGCCGACGUUCAUCGAGAUGCUCCGGGACAAGACCGGGAGGCACGACGUCGGCGUGGGGUCGAUCCGCACGACGCUGUUCCACCACUUCGGCCACGACGCCAGCCCCAAGGUCAAGAGGUUCGUGAAGGUCAUGGUGGGCAGGCUCCGGCACGACGGCAAGCUGGACGGCGAGGAAGCGGAGCAGUCGCACGCCCUCAGGGCGGCCCUGGAUCAGGACGUGCAGAGCGUCGAGGAGGUGUACGCCGGGGCGGCGGCGGCGGCCAGGGCCGGGCUGCCCCGGAACGGCGUCCUGAUCAGCGGGUGCCAGACGGACGAGACCUCGGCGGACGCGACCACGCCCGACGGCGUGUCCUACGGCGCGCUGAGCAACGCGAUCCAGACCGUCCUCGCCGGGAGCAAGCGCGGGGCGGCGGCGGCGACGAACCGGGAGCUGGUGGUCAGGGCGCGGGAGCUGCUGGCCAAGCAGGGGUACACGCAGCAGCCCGGGCUCUACUGCAGCGACGAGCACGACAAGCUGCCCUUCAUCUGUUGAACUGUGUGCGAGUGAUUGCUCACGUGGAAUUCUCAAGCCAAUCUAUCGUUGUGUUACAGAAGAACUAGUAAGAUGGCCCGCACUAGUAUUUUAUUUAUUUUUUAGAUCCUUUUAACUUAAUAGAAUAGAUGUAUUUGGUAAUUUAUUUACCGUACCUCUCGUUCGCUCUCGUUGAAUACUAUCUGCAGCUUUUU